AUGGCGUUCACGGCCUCUGAAAUCUUAGCCCUUUGCUCCACCAUCAUCCUCAUGGCGGUGUUGGUGGCAUCCUUCGCGCCGGCCGUAGCGAAUGAGGAAGGUGAUAUUCUGACGGCCUUUCGUCAAGGCCUGGAGGUACCCGAUGGUGCGCUUGAUACUUGGGAACCGAACUUGGUCAAUCCAUGCACUUGGACCCGUGUAACCUGUGACGACGACAGCAACCGGGUCGUCCGUCUAGAUCUUUCUGAUUUGAACCUGUCCGGUCGUCUGGCGCCCGAGCUGGGGAAACUGGAGCAGCUGCAAUAUAUGGAACUUGCCAGGAACAAUAUCCAGGGACCAAUCCCGUCGGAGUUCGGAGACCUGACGAACCUGAUCAGCCUGGACCUGUACAACAACAACAUUUCAGGGCCUAUACCCAAAACGCUUGGGAACCUGAAGUCCCUGAAAUUCUUGCGAAUUGAUCACAAUCGCUUAACCGGGCCGAUCCCGAGAGAACUGGCUGGGCUACCCGACCUGGUAGAUGUAGAUCUCUCGAGCAACGACCUUUGCGGCACGAUCCCGACAUCCGGAGCGUUCGAGAACAUUCCUCUCAGAAGCUUCGACAACAACCCAAGGCUGAAAGGUCCCGAGACGCAGGGACCGGGCGGGGACGACUCCAGCUGCUAGAUGGCGGCGUGGACGGAAUAACGGAGAAGCAGCUGGAGCAAUGGCGGCGCUGCGCUCGUGUCCAGGUCUCCAAGAACCGGGACGACCGAUGUAGAUUGUGUCAGGGGGAGGAAUGAGCAUGAGC
This is a messenger RNA of Phragmites australis (common reed), 790 nucleotides long. Its product is annotated as leucine-rich repeat protein 1-like. The record is from RefSeq and is a predicted model, not a curated record. Gene Ontology annotation, molecular function: protein binding. The coding region runs from base 1 to 666 and encodes 221 amino acids. The transcript has 6 exons. Lineage: Eukaryota; Viridiplantae; Streptophyta; Magnoliopsida; Poales; Poaceae.